AUGGGUUCUUUGGGUGAAGUUAGAAAUUUAGGAAUUCAGAUUUUGUUAUACCUGAGAUUAUUAUUUGAAAAAGGUGAAUUUAAAUUCGAUGGGGAUUAUGGUAAAAAUCUGAAUUCUUUUACAAAUUAUAAAAAAGAACUCAAACAGGACAAAUCUGAAUAUAAUAAUUAUAAAACCAAAGAAUUAGAUUUUGAUAUCUAG
Funneliformis caledonium is the source of this 201-nucleotide messenger RNA. The record is from the annotation of a GenBank genome assembly. NCBI's taxonomy places the organism in Eukaryota, Fungi, Glomeromycota, Glomeromycetes, Glomerales, Glomeraceae.